CAUACACCGACUUUGCCGGUGUCACGUCGAUGAGGUCACCUUCGAUUACCUUCUAUUACCUUUGAUGUGGCAUUUACCGGUCAUUGACAGCAGACCGCACUGUCCUUGUCCAGUGGAGAUUUCUUUUUCAUGUUUACAUUACAAAUGUACAUGAUAACAGACGUUUUUUAUCUUGACACAGUAGGUAUUGAAUACUGCUGAUGACGCUUGUAACCUCAAUCAGUUGGUAACAGCAACCAAGUACAGGAAAGAGGCGUUUCCUCUGCCUCAAACCGCUGCAGUAUAAUAGUUUGAAAAUACAGUGUAUGAUUAUUGCUAAACUAAUUCUUACUAUAUCCAUUUUAUAAUAAUGAUUUUACGCGGCUUAUUACUGCUAUGCUAUUGCGCAACGAGCUAUUCCAAUCAACUCGACAACUACGUCGUAAUGAUGAACAAUGACGAUGUCGAACAAUGGAACAAAGAGACUUCUCACAAAGAAAUGAAUGGGUUUCUUCAAGAUGAGACUGAAGUUGACGGCAAACCAUACCAAGCAACCUGGGACAGUCUGGAUAAACGACCGAUACCAGACUGGUACGAAGAUGGGAAGAUUGGUGUUUUUAUUCACUGGGGUGUCUUUAGUGUACCAGGUUUUGGAUCUGAAUGGUUUUGGAAGAAUUGGAAAUCUGAAUCUGGUAACAAGUAUGAGGAAUUCAUGAAAGCGCACUAUCCACCUGACUUCAGUUAUCAAGAGUUUGCUCGUGACUUCACUGCAGAAUUUUUCAACGCUACCCAAUGGAGCGAACUAUUCAAAGCAGCCGGAGCUAAGUAUGUUGUACUGACGAGUAAACAUCACGAAGGUUUCACCUUGUGGCCAUCUAGAUACUCCUUCAGUUGGAACUCUGUUGAUAUUGGGCCACACAAGGAUCUCGUAGGUGAUCUUGCACAGGCUAUAAGAAAAAAUACAGACCUGAAAUUUGGUCUGUAUCAUUCAAUGUACGAGUGGUUUAAUCCCAUGUACCUAAACGACAAGAAGAACAAAUUUGCAACAGAUAACUUUGUUACGCAAAAGAUAUACCCCGAGCUUCUUGAACUCGUCAACAAUUAUCAUCCGGAGGUAAUCUGGUCCGACGGGGACUGGGAUGCGUCGGACACAUAUUGGAAAUCUAAGGAAUUUCUGGCCUGGUUGUAUAACGAUAGUCCAGUCAAAGAUACUGUUGUAGUUAACGAUCGAUGGGGAUCUAACAUUCCAUGCCACCACGGUGGCUACUAUACCUGCACAGAUCGUUAUAAUCCAGGUGUACUUCAGCCACACAAGUGGGAGAACUGCAUGACAAUUGAUAGGGUUUCUUGGGGAUUUCGAAGAAACGCUGUUCUGGCUGAUUACCUCUCACUGAAGGAGUUAGUUCACGAAUUGGUAGUGACUGUAAGCUGCGGCGGAAAUCUGCUUAUGAAUGUUGGACCGACUAAAGAUGGCAUUAUUGCACCCAUUUUUGAGGAAAGGCUUCGCGGUCUAGGAGCUUGGCUGGCAGUAAACGGAGAAGCGAUUUAUGGCAGCAGACCAUGGAAUGUGCAAAAUGAUACGACCACCGGAGAUGUGUGGUAUACACAAAGCUCGAAUAAGCAAAAACUUUAUGCCACCCUUCUGAGCUGGCCCGAGGACGAUAAUUUAUGUUUAGGGGCAAAGCAAAUACCUGACAGUCCGCAAAUAUCGCUACUUUCUAAUGGUAAAAAACUGAAGUGGAAGAAAGUUGGUCAAACUCUGUGCAUAAGUUUACCUGUAGACGCCAACAAAGGAGAACCAGCAUGGACACUUCGUUUUGAAAAAAAUGGAUAAAUCCAAAGUGACUUGAAAUUUCUGUACUUAUUGUAUUACCUUUAAUUAAUUAUAUUUUUCCCAUAAUAUUUUUAAAUAUUACGAAUAAGCUGCGUAAAAUUGAAUCGC
Messenger RNA from Diprion similis, 1921 nucleotides. It is a transcript of the gene Fuca, whose product is annotated as alpha-L-fucosidase. Gene Ontology annotation, biological process: fucose metabolic process; glycoside catabolic process. Lineage: Eukaryota; Metazoa; Arthropoda; Insecta; Hymenoptera; Diprionidae. The record is from RefSeq and is a predicted model, not a curated record. Gene Ontology annotation, molecular function: alpha-L-fucosidase activity. The coding region runs from base 350 to 1813 and encodes 487 amino acids. Gene Ontology annotation, cellular component: lysosome. The transcript has 6 exons.